Messenger RNA from Clupea harengus (Atlantic herring), 6207 nucleotides. It is a transcript of the gene itgb8, whose product is annotated as integrin subunit beta 8. Gene Ontology annotation, biological process: cell migration; integrin-mediated signaling pathway; cell adhesion mediated by integrin. Lineage: Eukaryota; Metazoa; Chordata; Actinopteri; Clupeiformes; Clupeidae. Gene Ontology annotation, cellular component: integrin complex; focal adhesion; cell surface. The record is from RefSeq and is a predicted model, not a curated record. Gene Ontology annotation, molecular function: integrin binding.
CUGGCCGGAAAGUGGUAUUAGGAGUAGCUGUUAAUGUUGUGAUUGAUAUAGCUCCAAGUCAUACGCAACAUUAACAUGCAUCUACAUAGCUCCUUUAAACAGUGGCCUCGUCAUUCAUUUAACUGUCAAAAGAAUUUCGUCGAGUAAUGUGUUGACACAGGUCGUGACCUUAUUGUGGAUUUGUGGAAACACCAUCUAUAUUCUGUCAUGCGUUAUAAUCACAUCGGCUUUGUUCUCCAACAACUCUGGCUGGGGUACACAGAGCUAUCAGCGCGGAGCACGAACACAGAACCCCAUUACGUUUCUUCGAAAAUACUUGGAAAAACAAGACUUGAAUUUAAGCCCUCCUCUGUUUUGUUUUAACGACUCCAGUCACCUUCUUUCCGUUGACAAACUCACACGUCCACACACAAAGGAGUCCCCCAUUUCACCACAAAAGAGGCAGCGAAGUAAGUUUAACAAUGCGUGCCCAAGGUAGUGGGACUAUCUCUGAAUUCUUUCUCUCCCCCGCCUACUCUGUGUAGUAAGCACUUUUAACGGUAGCCUUCCCUCCAACCGGCGGUGUGGGCAGCGUCGUUGCCAUAGAGCCGACUGACUCAGUGUAGCGGAAUAAAAAGCGCAAAUCCACACGCUCAGAUCCAGAUGAAACAUAUCAGCAACAGCCCGCCUGCCAGCCGACUUGAAAGGUAACUUCAAACGCUUGAAAUGACUUGCUUUAUCGUAGCAGAGAGACCGUCCUCUCAGCAAAAGUGAAAGCUGUGGGAGACUCGCAGUGACGGACAACACCUGCACGCUCGUUUAAAUGGAGAGAGGCGGACCGACAAUUCUGUGCUGUGCGCUCCCCUGAAAAGGGGCUCCUGUUCGGCCGAACAAGCGAGCCUUGUUGAUUGCCGUGAUAAUCUGAUUUCGGAGAUGUGAACGCCACAAGGAUUAUAGGGUUACUGGGUAAAUACCGAAACGUGUCACAAUGCGGUCCGUGCUCUACAGUCUGCGCCUUUUGUUCGAGAGGGACCAGGUUGGCCGCGUUCUCGGAGGCAGAUCUCAGUAGCGAUUCUAACCACCUGGCAGUGCUGUCUCCGGGGCCGAACCGCUUCCUCCUUCCAUGCUGCUAUGACUUCCUGGCUGCGUAAAUACACUAACUUUAUUCUGCAUCGCAAGCUGCUCAUCUCACUGCUCAUUGUUUUUAUCAGCAUCUCUCAAACGGCGGCAGACGGCGCUUGUGCAUCGCCCUACGUCUCGUCAUGUGAAGAGUGCCUGCUUCGAGGCCCAGACUGCGGCUGGUGUAUUCAAGAGGACUUCCUUGAUGGAGCACAUGUGAGCCAGCGGUGUGAUUCGACCUCUAGCCUGCUCAGGAAGGGCUGUCGGGAGGAGUUCAUCCAGAGUCCUCGGGUGAAGGUGGAGGUGGACGCUACGCUCAGCAGCACUCAGGUGGCUCCCAGAAAGAUUAGCAUCCAGCUACGGCCAGGCAGCCAGGCCAGUUUUGUGGUGGAGGUGCGGCAGCUGGAGAGGUACCCUGUGGACCUGUACUAUCUGGUGGACGUCUCAGCCUCCAUGAAGGACAACCUGGAGCGUCUGAACAACGUGGGCGUAGCACUGUCUCACCAGAUGCGUGAACACUCCAGCGACUUCCGUGUGGGCUUCGGCUCAUUCGUGGACAAACCGGUGGCGCCGUACAUCAGCGUUCACCCGUCAAAAAUCAUCAACCCCUGCAGGGAGUAUGAGGUCCAGUGUCGCCCGACGCACGGCUUCAUCCACGUCCUUCCUAUCACCGAGAACAUGACCGAGUUCACACGUGUCAUCCAGCAGCAGAGGAUCUCUGGGAACAUGGACACCCCCGAGGGCGGGUUCGAUGCCAUGCUCCAGGCCGCUGUCUGCCAGAAGGACAUCGGUUGGAGGGCUGAGGCGAAGCAUCUGCUCCUCAUGAUGACCGACCAGCCGUCCCACCUGGCCCUCGACAGUAAGCUGGCGGGCAUCGUGGUGCCGCACGAUGGCCAGUGCCACCUGGAGGACAACACCUACACCGAGACGACCAAUAUGGAACACCCAACCAUUGGCCAGCUGGCGGACAUACUUCUGCAAAACAGCAUAUACUCGAUAUUCGCUGUGGACAAUGUGCAAUAUAAGUGGUAUGAGGAUCUGCUUGACUUGCUGCCAGGGGCCUAUCUUGGCAGGUUGUUCCCAAAAGCGACAAACCUGAAGGAUCUGGUCGUUGACGCCUACAAGAAGCUGCUGUCUGAGGUGGAGAUCGAGGUGACGGUGGACCACAGACACGCCCAUCGUUUCUGGGUGAACGUGACCGCCAUCUGCCCCCCCGGCUCCAGCGUGACGGGCAACAACAAGUGCUCCAACUUGAAGCCAAAGCAGAAGGUGUUCUUUAACAUUACAGUGGGGAUGACUAGCUGCCCUGGUGAGGAUUCCGAAGAGGACAAUGACGUUGGGCUGUCGGUGCAGCCUGUGGGCUUCAACGAGUCUGUCACCGUGACGAUGAAACAAGCCUGUAGCUGUCAGUGCAGCCAGAGGGGCGGUUGCCUCGAUGACGGGGUCGCCAGUACCUGCAACGACAUCAGCGAAAACACGGAGCAGGUGUCUCCAGAUGUGUGCCAGCCAGAAGGUUCCGGAAAGAUCUGCAACGGGAGGGGCACCUGUGUGUGUGGGGAGUGUGUGUGUGACCACAGCAACCUGGGCACCAUCUACGGGAAAUUUUGCGAAAUGGAUGACUUCUCCUGCCCCUACCAGGAAGGCCUGCUUUGCGGAGGUCGUGGACAGUGUACGCUGGGAGAGUGCGUUUGCCAAGCAGGCUGGACAGGUGAGAGUUGCGGGUGCCCGGCGUCCACAGAGACGUGCCAGUCGAGCGAUGGCUUGCUCUGCAGCGGUCGGGGCAGGUGUGCUUGCGGCCGCUGCUUGUGCGACCACCCCCCGUAUUCUGGAGAGUUCUGUGAGAAGUGCCCCACCUGUUACACCGCAUGUCAACCACAUUGGUUGUGCGUAGCCUGCCAUCUGACACAUGGCCUGGUCCAGGGGAGUUCAGAGCAGUGCAACAGGACCUGCGCCCCCGUGGUCGGCUACGUCGAUGACAUCACAGAGAUGGCGAGCGUGCUGGGGAAGCACUGCCUGUACCCCAGCACUGAACGCUGCCACUACAGGUUCCACAUUGGCGUGGAGCCCGGCAGCCCACAGCUGCAGAUCAGCAGACAGCCAGAGUGCUUAUCAAGCCAGCGGUACUUUGUGACCUUCCUGAGUGUGUUCCUCCUGACUGUGGUGCUGGGUCUGGGCAUCCUGGCGGUGCUCAGGAUUAUGCUUCGGCGCAAGGAGGAAGCCCAGCCGGACCCCCAGAACCCGCAGUUUGACACCAACAAGAAGGACCCUUCCUACGCUCCAACUACGAAUGAGAAGACCGUCACAUACCGACGAGACCACAACGUGGAGAUGCACGUGCAGGUGCCUAAGAUGCCCCUCGAUGACAUUGGAUGGCAGUAACACGGGCAGAAGGGCAGGCUCGCGGGGACAGAUGGGCAGUAAGCACAUUCACUAGAGGAAAGACUUUGUGCUUUUCACACAGCACACUUGUCAGAGCCACUCCCUGGGGAGGAACUGUUUUGGAGCUCACCUUUGGGUCGUUUCAUUUGUUUCUCAGCACUAGACUUGAUGCGGUACUUGGUCUAUUUCAGUUCCCCAUUGAAGAGGGUACAAUCAGAGGGUACUUUGUUAAAGGUACGAUUUUUAUUUCUGUGGUGUUGUUGUUGUUUUGUUUUGUUUAUUUCCCUUUGUUUGGUAGCUCAUUGUAAAAAAAUUGUUUUGAUAGUUUGUAACAUAUUUAAAUGUGUGAAAGACAGUGUUUUAUUUAUAGUUUUUAUACACUACACUUUCCAGCCGAGAGUUAUAUUUGAGAAAGUAAAGCAGUGUCUAAAUAGCCAAAGGCAGGCUUACCAUGUGUUAGCUUGCCACCUAGUGGUAGUUGAUGGCAUUAUCUCAACAGGGAGACUCAAUCCAGCAAUCAGCACCAUACAACCUGUCAGGGCCAGGCCUAAAUACUUAGACAACAAUGACUGGGUUCCAUUCAGGUGAAAAAAAGAAUGUGGCAAUUGGUUGGGAAAGGUGACCCCUCCCUUUAUAACCAGAUACAAAUACCUAUGCUAUGUUAACAAAGAGCACAAAAAAGAACUGUCUCACUAGUUUUCCAUUAUUUCAAUUAUUGACCUGCACAACCCCAAACAGAAUGGGUAGUAACAUUAACUGGGAUUUUGCCCUUUCGUGCCUUUGUCAGCUAGAAUUGCAUUUUGUGGUAUGACAACUGUGAACAAAACGCAGCCUAUAUUUUGCCACAGAAUUGGCAUUAUUCCACAUAUUAUAAUGGCAUGCCAUCUAUGACUUCCGCACAAGAUUAUGACAGUCAAAAUCGAACAUCCCGCUGAGUACAGUGAUAUGUGAAAACGGUGCAAAAUCAUAAGGUGCCCCUUGGUCAGACACUUGCAACCACUGGGCUACCUGAUGGUCUAUUAGAUAACUGGGUGGUUUUGGUGAUUUUAUUUUUAUUUUGUUCAUAGUAAAAGGGCGUGUAGUUUACUGAAUCACCUCAUAUUCGCGUAGAGCAAGAUCCUGAGCGGUACGUGUUUGCAUCGAUCUCUCAUUUACCGAAUGUUUUCUAUCAUCAGCCUACGACUUGAUGUAGGUACAGAGUAGGAUAGCGCUACGCUCUCUUUACACGUGUUACCGUGUACUCAACCCGACCUUUUGUCUGAUGAUGAGUCAGACGAAGUUUAACUGGAAAACGUGAAAAAUGGCCCAGGGCCUUGCUGAAUCAAGCGCCUCCACUGGAAUUCUUAUUCUAGGCGUAAGCGUGAAAAAGCAAGUAACACUUGUGUCUUGGGCGUGUGUAGGCCUACGCAUGUCUUGUACUACUGAAGAAGGUCGGCGAAAGAACCACAGGAGUAGCGAAGGAGUGUGUAGGGAAAGUGGAAAAGGACUGAAGGUAAUGAGUACCCUCUUCGAUUUUUCUUGCUAUCUACUAAAACAGUAGAUGCUGAGAUGUUCUUUACCACUACUCCGAACUUCACACAAACUCCCUCCUGUGGCCUUUUUGCGGCCUCGAAUUUGAUGACCAAUAGUUUACUUUACUUUUCUUGUUCAUCUCUAGUUCAGGACACUAAUGAUUUUGAGUUUUGAUUAUUUAUUAUUUUACUCUGUUAUGUGUUUUUUUAUGUUUUGUAUGUUGUUGAUUAUAUACUGUACAUUUGGUACGGAAGCCAUCUAGCAAAAGGCAGCAACGUUUGACUGUUUGUGCAUGUCUUCAUUCAAAUAAUUUGAUUGCAAUAAUUCUACAAGCACCAAAACGAAUACCCUGCAAUUACAAAUGAACAGUUAUAUCUUGAUGAUAUAAAUAUGAUUCACACCUUGUAGGUUUUGGUACAUUAUUGUCAACUUUCACUUGAACAAAAUUCAAAUGGAAAUCAUAUGGAGACAGACUAUGUCGACCCACCCUAUGGUGGGUGGUAACCAUCUAAUGUUGAUCUUGGGAUAAUAACUGUAACGCGAUAACGACUUUGAAAAACUAAACAUUUGAACUGCAAUAGUAAUGUAACUUCAUAUGACAAUAAAAUGCGCCUUCACUUAACUUAACAUUUCCACAAUCAUUUUGAUAGAUUUUGUACUUACUAUGUGUCUGUAGAACCGCAAACUGGCGACGCCAAAUGCAUGAGCGUUGCGACGCCAUUUACUCAUGACAUAUUUGAUCUAAUUUUGAACAACAAAAUACAUUAAGCUCUUUCGGAUUUAAUUUGUAUCUUUAGGUGUCUGCAUACUUUCGGAUUUAAUUUGUAUCUUUAGGUGUCUGCAUACAACAGACUCUGACACUAUAUCAAAUUUAUUUUUUUAAGUGUGAUACGCAUUGCAUUCCCCAAAGCACAAUUUGUUUCAAUUAUGCAGACGCAAAGACAUUAAUGAUUUGUUGACAGCCUGGAUUUGCAUUUAGAAUUUGUAGUAGGCUACACCGUUAACCCAACUCAGCAUCUGAUUAAUCUAAUAUUUAGUUUACCAGAAAGACGCUUAAAGCUCAAUUAGACCACAGACCAGGGCAUUAAUAACAGUUGUCUAACUUUAGGGCAUUCACACAGCACUUUCCAUUCCCUUCAAGUAAUAUGAUUCUAAUUUCCUAUGUCUUGAUGUCUCGGUGAAAAAGUGGAAAUAAAAUUACAGUUGAAAUAACGACAA